AAUUGGACAUUGCAUUACAUACUGUUCGUGUCGAGCCAUUACCAUCUUUGUCUCUCCCUCUCCCUAAAUUAAACCUUUUUCCUCAGAAUUUCAAGGGUUGGGAACCUCGCCUUCAUUCGAUCCUCUUUGCCAAAAUCUAUCUCUCCUCCUCCUCCCCCUCCCCGACAGCAUUGCAUCGCCUGGGUAUUCCGACCGGCAUUGCUCCCGCAUGACCCAGGUUCCAUUUUGAUUUCCCUUUGUCCGGUUCUCUGCACCAUUCCCAUCUUGUUCGAGGGUGACGGUGUGGCACGAUUCGCGCGGUGUGCAAUGUUCCGCAUUUGAUCGCCAUCUUGUUCGAAACCACCUGAGUUUUCCGAGAAGGAAGGACGACGGAGGCACAGAGAGGUUGGGUGGGGGAAGAGAACCGGAACGUGCUCGCCUCAAGCCGGAGUCGCGCGGGGCUGUGAUUCUGAACAGCCGCGGGAAAGGGAACGAGUUCCUCGAGAUCAUGAGGCGAUCUGUUUUGGUUAAAAUGGACUGAAGAAACCGUCAAAUUCUGGCACAAAAAAAAAAGAGAGAGGAAAGGGCAUCAUGUCUAUCUCAGGAGCGCCCGGUCCUUCAAAUUCGACCUCCGCCCCAUUUAACUUAACUUCAACCCAAGACGGUUCCACUCCCGUCUCUCCGCCGUCGCCACUGACCUCCUCCUCCCCUGCAUCUGCCAAUGACUCCAACGGGUCAUUGUCGGUUGCAGCGCCGCCGCCCAGUUCGACUUCCCCACCCGCUGUGCCACCGCCGUCUCCGCCGCCGCCUAGUUCCAACUCAUCCGCCUCCUCGCCUCCUUCCAAUGCGAGCGUUUCACCUCCUAGUCCCCCACCACCAUCGAGUUCCCCACCAAAGCCCUCGGCACCUCCCCAAACAACACCGCCUCCUAAAGCUUCCCCGCCACCAGCACCUACGUCUAAUUUGGGUUCCUCACCACCUUCUCCGCCACCCCCACCUCCAACAUCUCCGCCUCCCUCCCCUCAGCAAUCUUCGACUCCGUCCGGAUCACCUCCAACCUCUGACCAGCUUUCACCUCCUCCGCCUCCCGCACCGGUGAGUGGCACAGGUGCAGUUCCAGUACCAGCUAUCAGUCCCCCUCUGCCGACUUCCAGUAUCGGACUGUCUCCACCAAUAGCAUCUAAUUCCCCUCCACCGGUUCCUUCAGCUAGCGGGUCGCCACCCACAACACCGACCAGUUCGACCCCCACAAGAACAUCCGGGUCAACUCCUCCAUCUCAAACAUCUAGUAGACUUCCGAGUUCCACCAGCAAUUCCAGUUCAGGAGGAUCAAGCACAUCCUCUGGAAGCACUACCACUGCUGUCGGCGUGGCUGUUGGCGGAGUUUUUGUCAUCGCACUUGUCGCUUUGGUUUUCUUAGUUACCAGGCGGAGAAAGAGAAAAGAGGGCGCUUUUGCCUCGCAGUAUGUCCCGCCCACUAGCUUCUCAAUGCAAUCAGAUAAAUAUUACUAUGGGCAGCAAGCGCAUAUGAAGGGUGUAACAGGCCAAUCAGGUCCCUACUAUGCAUCGCAAGCCCAGAAUUCAUCUAUCGAAAAUGGCUACGGGAGUCAGAAGGGAGGGAACAUGUACCACGGAGGUGGACCAGACUCCGGUGUAAUAGCAAGUUCCAAGAGCUUCUUCACUUAUGAAGAAUUGAUGGAAAUAACCAAUGGAUUUUCUCGUCAAAACAUCAUUGGCGAGGGUGGCUUUGGGUGCGUUUACAAGGGUUGGCUGCCGGAUGGGAAAGUAGUUGCUGUCAAGCAGCUCAAGGCAGGCAGUGGCCAGGGGGACAGGGAAUUCAGGGCUGAAGUAGAGAUUAUCAGUAGGGUUCAUCAUCGGCAUUUGGUGUCUUUGGUGGGCUAUUCCAUUGCCGAGAACCAGAGGUUGCUUAUAUACGAAUUCGUCCCCAACCAAACUCUUGAGCACCAUUUGCACGAGAAAGGAUUGCCAGCUCUGGAAUGGACCAAAAGAGUCAAGAUCGCCCUCGGCUCUGCAAAGGGUCUGGCAUACCUACACGAAGAUUGCCAUCUAAAGAUUAUCCACCGAGACAUUAAGUCAGCAAACAUUCUGUUGGAUGAUGCCUUUGAAGCACAGGUAGCAGAUUUUGGACUUGCCAAACUAACGAACGACGCUAAUACUCAUGUAUCCACAAGAGUCAUGGGGACAUUUGGGUACCUGGCACCGGAGUAUGCAUCUAGCGGGAAACUGACUGAUAGAUCAGAUGUUUUCUCCUUUGGGGUUGUGCUUUUAGAGCUCAUCACUGGCCGUAAACCUGUUGAUGCAACUCAGCCUUUGGGUGAUGAAAGUUUGGUUGAGUGGGCUCGUCCGUUGCUAAUCCGAGCCCUUGAAACUGGGGACUUGAGCGAGGUAGUGGAUCCCCGGCUAGAGAAGUGUUAUGUGGAGGGUGAAAUGCUCAGAAUGAUUGAGGCAGCCGCAGCUUGUACACGCCAUUCUGCUGCAAAGAGGCCUCGCAUGGUUCAGGUUGUAAGAGCACUCGACACUGAUGGCGAUAUGUCUGAUCUGACAAACGGGGUGAAAUAUGGUCAGAGCACCAUGUAUGAUUCAGGCCAGUAUAAUGAAGACAUAAUGAGAUUCAGAAGGAUGGCUCUUGGCAGCGGCAAUAGCUCGGACUAUGGACCAUACAGUGGAGAUUACAGCUCUAGAGAGGUUUCUGGGGAUCAAAAGAUUCCGUGGAAGUCUCAGGACAGUUCGAGCGACUUCACGAGUGGUGAAUCUGAGACUCGAGCUAUGAACCCACUACACUCAGGGAAGCGAUUUCCUGGGGCCCCAGGGAGUCAUGGCGUGCGCAGGUUUGGUUGAAGGCGACAAGACCCUGCACAUGUGUGCUUAUGAGCUCCUUCCCUCUGUGCAUAGCGAACAUACGGCAGCAGGGGAAGGCCUCAGCUGAAUGUAAGGCCUCUGCUCGGUAUUCGCGUGAGAUCAUCGACCAGGACACCAGUGUGUGAUGUGUUGUUUCAUUUUGUUUCCCCCGAAUGACUGGCAGCGUCGGUCGGGGCACGGGAAACACGUAGGCUGUGAGUCGGAUUCAAGAGACCCUUUGCGAGUCACGAAAGAAGCAUGUACAAUACGAGGAGUUCAUCAUGUUAAUCCAAGGGUACAUUCGCCACAAUAAGCUAUUGAGAGAGACCCCAUUGUGAUUUUUUCGUAAGCGGGUGUCUGGUUAUAGUUACAGAGCAAGUUCUGGGAUUGUGGCCUUGUCUUGAUUUAACUCGACGUUCAAAGAGGACGUUUUCCAAUUUUGCUUAUUAGUCACAUAACAUGGAAAUGAGAAGCUCUGAUCCCAAAUUCACUAUUCAGAGCCUCUCUUUCAAACGAGUG
Messenger RNA from Rhodamnia argentea, 3357 nucleotides. Its product is annotated as proline-rich receptor-like protein kinase PERK13. Gene Ontology annotation, molecular function: protein kinase activity; ATP binding. Gene Ontology annotation, biological process: protein phosphorylation. The record is from RefSeq and is a predicted model, not a curated record. The coding region runs from base 571 to 2838 and encodes 755 amino acids. NCBI's taxonomy places the organism in Eukaryota, Viridiplantae, Streptophyta, Magnoliopsida, Myrtales, Myrtaceae. The transcript is spliced from 8 exons.